AUGGGCUCACACGUAAAGAUGUACACAACAGCAACCACGAUACCAGAGCACCACGAGAACAUUAUCCAACCAAACGAACGCCACACAUACACCAUGCCUUACCACCCCGACUCCACAUCCCGCGCCCUCUUCAUGAGACACCACAUCCACACUCCUACCGCCCUGCAAGAAAUUCUCUGCUCCAUCUGUCGCCAGCGUUGCACCGACCACCACCAAGUCGUUCAGAUUACUGCACAUCCAGAAUGCCAGUGUGUGUUUGGCGAGACGUGUCUGCUGCAGUGGUUAGGGUCUGGGAGUGCGGCAUGUGGUACUUGUCCGACUUGUAGGGCUGUGUUGUUUAAUGGCAGGAUUGGGAGUUUAGGAAAGACUGAUAGCGAUGACGAUGGCGAGGAUAGCGAUGACGCAGAUGGAGAUGAGCAUGAGGACAGUGAAGAAGACGAGACAGAGGAAGACAUUGAACGUGGACGACAGCGAUCAAGACAAAAAAAGGGAAGUCGCCCGCGUCGCCGUAGAACGCCUUCAUCCGCAUCCUCUCUAUCACGACCAUCGUCUUCAGCCUUUUCUUCAGACGAGUUCGGCACACCACCCCCUCGCUCUUUCCACCGCCGUCGCCGCUCGCCUUCUCCAUCCCCCUCCCCAUCCUCAUCAAUCACCUCGCAUACCCUCUCAGCCCCAUCAACACCCACCCACACUCUCAACCUCGCCCUCGCCAUCGACACGCUAGUCACCGACCUCUGGGCCGGAACCUGGGAUCUCGUAACAGAAAGCUGGUCGCUAACACCAGACGAUGCGGCACGUUCACGUAGCAUCACUCGCGCGCAACUCGUUAUGCUGGUACGUGAUGUCAAUCCUUUUGAGGAGGACUUGGAAGAUGCUGUGGUAGAGCAUCUCGUUGUGAGAGCGAGGAGGAUGGUGGUUAAGCAUCGGCGAAGUGGAGAGUAUGACGAUGGAGGGGAGUUGAGGGCGGAGAGGGAGGAUAUAAGGUUGGCUGUUGGGUAUGGGGUGUAG
This is a messenger RNA of Alternaria rosae, 1008 nucleotides long. RefSeq lists its product as uncharacterized. NCBI's taxonomy places the organism in Eukaryota, Fungi, Ascomycota, Dothideomycetes, Pleosporales, Pleosporaceae. The record is from RefSeq and is a predicted model, not a curated record. The coding region runs from base 1 to 1008 and encodes 335 amino acids. The transcript has a single exon. Gene Ontology annotation, biological process: protein ubiquitination. Gene Ontology annotation, molecular function: ubiquitin protein ligase activity.